Cryptomeria japonica (Japanese cedar) is the source of this 780-nucleotide messenger RNA. RefSeq lists its product as uncharacterized. The transcript has 3 exons. Gene Ontology annotation, biological process: DNA integration. The record is from RefSeq and is a predicted model, not a curated record. Gene Ontology annotation, molecular function: nucleic acid binding. NCBI's taxonomy places the organism in Eukaryota, Viridiplantae, Streptophyta, Pinopsida, Cupressales, Cupressaceae. Bases 1 to 780 code for a protein of 259 amino acids.
AUGGACUUCAUCACUGGACUACCUAGAGUGCAAGGGCGAGAUUGUAUAUAUGUUGUGGUAGACCGCUUGACAAAGUUUGCCCAUUUCUUCACUAUACCAUCUACUUACACAACAACGCAGGUGGUAGACCUCUUUUACAAGGAGAUAUUCAGAUUGCAUGGGUUGCCCAGGUUUAUAGUGAGUGAUCGGGAUAGUAGAUUUUUGAGUGCUUUUUGGCAGGAGCUCUUCCGGUUGUGUGGUACAGAGCUCACACCCAGCACUAACUAUCAUCCACAGACAGAUGGUCAGACAGAGAUUGUGAAUAAGUGGGUUGAGGGUUAUUUGCGAAAUUAUGUGACUGCACAACAGAGGGCCUGGGUGAGAUGGGUGGAGCAUAGUUUUGAGGUUGGUGACAUGGUGUAUUUGAGGUUACAACCAUAUAGACAGUCAUCGCUCAAGAAGAGCGGAGCAGAGAAGUUGAGACCCCGGUUUUAUGGCCCCUAUAGAGUCAUUCGCAGGGUAGGUGAGGUUGCCUACAAGAUAAAGCUUCUAGAGGGUAGCUGUGUGCACAAUGUGUUCCAUUUGUCGAGGCUUAAGAAAGCCAUUGGUCAGGGUGUGGUGCCUUCAGCAGAUUUACCUCCGUUAGACGAGGAAGGGAGACUAGUGCUGAUCCCUACGACUAUUCUGGAUGUCAGGGAAAGGACACUCAGGAAUAGAAUGGUAAAGGAAUACUUGGUGAAAUGGAGAGACCUGCCAAAUGAAGAUUCUACAUGGGAGAAUGAGCAGAUACGGAUUUCUUAA